AUGGAUUUGCGUAAAAAGCUUUGGAGUAUCUGCGCCAUGGUUGCCAUGGUGCUCAUUGUCAGUGAACAUUCUCGCGGUGAAAUAACCUGGGAGGUUCCUCGCUUUGACGGCUGGUACAACAGUCUGGGAUAUCCCAGACGCGGGGCUGUCGGCUCUCACCUUGUCCGUCUCGUGCCCGCGCAUUACUGGGACGGAGUCUACCAGCCUGUCCAUGAGCCGCUGCUGCCAAACCCCCGCAGGCUAAGUAGGCUGCUGGCCCGGGGGCCCUCAGGUCUGCCCUCAACGCGCAACCAGACCGUGCUCUCUCUCUUCUUUGGUUAUCAUGUUACUUUUGAAAUUUUUGACUCAAGAACUCCUGGGUGUCCACCUGAGUUCAUGAACAUCCCAGUCCCACAAGGCGACCCAGUAUUUGACCCGACUGCCACCGGAAAAGUCCUGCUGCCCUUCCAGAGAGGACCAUGGGAAAAGGAGUCUGGACAGAGUCCCAGUAACCCUCGCACACAGGUCAACUUGGUGACAGCGUGGAUAGAUGGCAGCUCCAUCUAUGGCCCCUCCACGUCCUGGUCUGACUCCCUGAGAAGCUUCUCACGAGGGCUCUUGACUACAGGCUCUGAGUGGAACAUGCCAAAACAGGGAGGAGGACGCAAUCUCAUGUGGAGCGCUGCGGACCCCUCUACAGGAGAACAUGGACCCCAAGGCCUCUAUGAGUUGGGAAAUGCCUGGGCCAAUGAGAACAUGUUCACGGCAGCAGAGGGGAUUAUCUGGUUUCGCUACCACAAUUAUGUAGCCUCCAAACUGCAUGAGGAACACCGAGAUUGGUCAGACGAAAAGCUGUUUCAAAACGCCAGGAAGACGGUUGUGGCCACAUUCCAGAACAUUGCUCUCUACGAAUGGCUGCCUGGAUAUCUGGGAGACAAAAAGCUUCCUCCUUACCCAGGUUACCAGAAGUUUGUUGAUCCUGGGAUCUCUCCAGAGUUUCAGGCUGCUGCCAUACGAUUUGGUAUCACUAUGGCCCCACCUGGUGUUUACAUGAGAAACAGAACCUGCCAAUUUCGGGAGAUUAUCAACAUAGAUGGCAGCUUAUCACCAGCAAUGCGUCUUUGUAACAGCUUUUGGAAGCGUCAGAGACCCAAUGUGAAGACAAGCCAGGAUGUAGACGACCUCCUCAUGGGCAUGGCUUCUCAGAUUGCAGAGAGAGAAGACAACAUUGUUGUGGAGGACCUGAGAGACUACAUGUACGGACCCCUAAGGUUCACCCGGACUGAUCUGGUGGCCUUAACCAUCCAGAGAGGAAGAGACUUUGGCCUGCGAAGUUACGCUGAGGUCAGAAAAGCUCUGGAUCUGCCUUCUGUAAAAACAUUUGAGGACAUAAAUCCUGCGCUCAACAGCACCAACCCACAGUUGCUCCACAAUGUUGCAGAACUGUAUAACAGAGACAUCUCAAAACUGGAGCUCUUCCCUGGAGGACUGCUGGAGUCUCUCGACGGUCCAGGUCCAGUUUUCUCCGCCAUAAUCUUGGACCAGUUUGAACGCAUCAGAAAUGGAGACCGCUUCUGGUUCGAGAACAAACAGAAUGGUUUGUUCACAGAUGAGGAGAUCCAGGCCAUCCGCAACAUGACGUUUUUUGACGUCCUUGUUGCAGUCACCAGUGCAGAGGCCACAGAUAUACAGAAUAAUGUCUUCUUCUGGAAAGAUGGUGACCCCUGUCCUCAGCCCACACAGCUGAACGCAUCAAUGCUAUACCCCUGCACUAAUGCUACCAAACUUAAUUACUUUGAUGGGAGUAAAGCUGGCUUUGGGAUAUUUAUCAUUGUUCUGUUCCUCUUUCCUGUUGUGAGUUUUCUAGUGGCCGUUAUGGUGGCAUAUCUCCGCAAGUACAGGUACAGAAAGUUCCAGAGAAGAAGGAAAGCUGGUCCCAAAGCAGAGGAGCCAGCUGUGGGAAUCACUGCCUACGAGUGGCAGGGCCAUAAAAAACCUCUGCAUCCAGUCAGCGUGGAGGUCGAUGAGAAAAGGGGGCUGCAGGUCUUUGACAGAUCUGGGUCUUCUCUGCGCUACCUCUUUCUGGGCGACCAGGACUACGUUGAUGUCCGUCUCUCCAACGACUGUCACCGGAAAGCGCUGCUGCUCAAAGUACCCAAAGAGUAUGACCUGGUGCUGUUUUUUGAUGACGAGAGCAAACGUACAGCAUUCUUGAAGCAUCUGCGCCCAGCGGUGACAGAUAUCGGGCAGGAGAUUAGAGUGAAGGAGAUGAGGGAGAAGGAACUGCUGAAGGAGACUUUAACCAAAGAGCAGAGGGCUCAGAUUGUGGAAACUUUCAUUCGACACGCUUUCUCUAAGGUCUUGGAAAUAGAGAAGUGUGAUGCUGGUGACAUGAGUAGCAUUUCCCAUGAGAAAGCCAGAGAGGUUCUCCAGUGCGAGCUGACAGCAUCAGAGUUUGCUGAUGCUCUGGGCGUCAAGCCUGACUCUUUAUUUGUGGACUCCAUGUUCACACUAGCUGAUAAAGAUGGAAACGGUUACCUCUCCUUCCAAGAGUUUCUUGAUGUGAUGGUUAUCUUUAUGAAAGGGUCUCCUGAGGAAAAAUCCAAACUGAUGUUUUCCAUGAACGACAUUAGUGGAACUGGCUUCUUGUCAAAAGAAGAAUUUGCCAGGAUGCUCAGUUCUUUCAUUGAAAUCUCCAAUGGUGGCCUGUCAAAGAGCCAGGCAGAGGAUGGCAUCAAGGCCAUGAUGAAGGCUGCAGGGUUUGAUGACAAGGAGAAAAUCUCAUGGCAGGACUUCCAUUUCCUCCUGCAGGACCAUGAGAAGGAGCUUCAGUUUGCUCAACUAAAUGUCAAAGGGAUGGAGAAACAGGGGAAGAAGCGGCUUAGUCGAGACCAUAGAGUGUCCUUCAUCUGUCCAGCAAACAGGUCAAGCACCAACACUCCGUAUGUGUAUGUAAAGCCGAGGCGUGAGCAGUACAUAAGGAACCCGGUCCGGCAGAAGAUCCAGCAUUUCAAACGUUUCAUUGAGAAUUAUCGCCGUCAUAUCGUCUGCUUCAUGAUCAUAUUCGGCAUCUCGGCUGGAGUGACGCUCGAAAGAUGUUACUACUACGGUUUGCAGGCUCUAUCUUCAGGUCUCCCUGAGACCUCGAUGGUUGGCGUCAUCGUCUCCCGUGGCUCAGCAGCCGCCAUCUCCUUUCUGUUUCCCUACAUGCUCCUCACCGUGUGUCGUAACCUCAUCACACUGUGCAGAGAGACCUUCCUCAACCGAUACAUCCCCUUUGAUGCCGCCAUUGACUUCCAUCGCUUUAUGGCCAUGACUGCCAUCAUCCUCUCAGUUGUUCAUAGUUUGGGUCAUGUGGUCAACAUCUACAUCUUCUCCAUCAGUGACCUCAGCAUCCUGUCUUGUCUGUUCCCCAAAGUCUUAUCCAACAAUGGGUCUGAACUUCCUCUCAAGUGGUCAUGGUGGUUCUUUCAAACUAUUCCAGGAAUGACUGGCAUCUUGCUUCUUUUUACUUUUUCAUUUAUGUACGUUUUUGCCUCACACUAUUUCCGUCGCAUCAGUUUUCGUGGAUUUUGGAUCACACAUUACCUCUAUGUUGUUGUGUACAUUCUAAUUAUUAUUCAUGGCAGCUUUGCCCUCCUCCAGGCGCCCCGUUUCUACAUCUAUCUGAUCCCUCCUGCGCUCCUUUUCCUGCUGGACAAACUAAUCAGCUUGAGCAGGAAAAAGGUGGAGAUCCCAGUGGUCAGAGCUGAGCUGCUGCCUUCAGGUGUGACACAUCUGGAGUUCAAGCGACCACAGGGCUUCAUGUACCGUUCAGGCCAGUGGGUUCGCAUAGCGUGCCUGAUGUUGGGAGCAGAUGAGUACCACCCCUUCACGCUCACGUCAGCCCCUCACGAAGAGACCCUGAGUCUGCACAUCCGAGCUGUGGGGCCCUGGACCAGCCAGCUCCGAGAGCUCUACACUGACGAAAGCCUGCUCGAGCUUGGAGCUUAUCCAAAGCUUUACUUGGAUGGUCCAUUUGGUGAGGGCCAUCAGGAGUGGAUUGAUUUUGAGGUGUCUGUUCUGGUGGGGGGAGGAAUUGGAGUCACCCCAUUCGCUUCCAUCCUCAAAGACCUGGUGUUCAAGUCCUCCGUGAAGUCCAAGAUUCAGUGUAAAAAGGUCUACUUCAUCUGGGUGACUCGAACACAGCGUCAGUUUGAGUGGGUGUCAGACAUCAUCAGGGAGGUGGAGGAGAUGGACACCCUGGAGCUGGUCUCUAUCCACACGUACAUCACUCAGGUGGCCGAGAAGUUCGACCUCCGCACCACCAUGCUGUACGUGUGUGAGCGCCACUUUCAGAAGGUGUGGAACCGCAGUCUCUUCACUGGCCUGCGAUCCGUCACCCACUUCGGCCGUCCGCCCUUCGUGUCCUUUUUCAGCUCCCUGCAGGAAGUUCACCCCGAGGUGGAUAAGAUCGGCGUAUUCAGCUGUGGACCACCUGGACUGACCAAGAACGUGGAGAAAGCUUGCCAGCAGAUGAACAAGAGGGAUCAGGCUCAUUUCAUGCAUCACUAUGAGAACUUCUAA
Messenger RNA from Seriola dumerili (greater amberjack), 4545 nucleotides. It is a transcript of the gene duox, whose product is annotated as dual oxidase 1. Gene Ontology annotation, biological process: superoxide anion generation; defense response; response to oxidative stress. NCBI's taxonomy places the organism in Eukaryota, Metazoa, Chordata, Actinopteri, Carangiformes, Carangidae. Gene Ontology annotation, molecular function: peroxidase activity; calcium ion binding; heme binding. Gene Ontology annotation, cellular component: NADPH oxidase complex; plasma membrane. The transcript is spliced from 32 exons. The record is from RefSeq and is a predicted model, not a curated record. Bases 1 to 4545 code for a protein of 1514 amino acids.